AGUUGUUGAGAAGCAGAACCUGAGGCAGCAAGACAGUCCGGCGUUGGCCACAGGACAUCGGCCACAUCCCGCACUACUCUGGCAUCAUAUGGGGCAGGAGAGAGAACAUUAAGGUGGCCAUGAGCUCCAGCCACCCCGAGCCCAGUGCCCGGGCACCCCUGUGUCCCCGCCCACAGCCCCUGUCCCGGAGCUCUUCCAGCCUGCUGGGUGAAGGCCGGGGGCAGAGGCCAGAGCUCCGCAAGAGUGCCAGCAGCACCGUAUGGCAGGCCCAGCUGGGCGAGACCAGUGCCAGUCCCCAGGCCCUGGAGGAAGAGGGGCGCCAGGCUGAGAGCAUGGAGCAAGCACGAGCCUCCAACCCACAGCCCCAGCCGGCUGCCGUGGGCCACUGGCGGAGCAGCACUGUGGGCAAUGUGUCCACCAUGGGCAGUGGUGACCUAUGUCACCUGCAGGCCCCCAGUGCAGCUGCUGUGCAGAGGAGCCACUCAGACCUGGCCCGUAGCACCCAGACCCGGGGUCACAGCAGUGUGCAGAAGGCCAGCCUCAGCUGCUCGGCUCUUGGCAGCUUACCUGUCCACAGGACUCAGCUACAGCCUCGUGGUACUUCUGGCCAGGGUGGCCAGGCUCCUGCAGGGUUGGAAAGGGACGUGGCUCUAGAGGAUAAGACUUCUAACUCAGCUUGGAUGCUGGGGGAGAGUCAGGUGCCACCACUAGACCUGGAGGGCACAACUGCCCACAGCAGCAGUCCUCAGGCUGGACCCAAAGCCACCGGGCAGCCGGCCACCACCUCCUGCCAUGUUCUGCCCCCAGCAGCUCUACUCUGUGGUAUGAAGGAGGCAGGGGCUGGCAGCUGCUGCCAUGCCCUGCCUGCCACAGGAAUUCUGGCCUUUCCCAAACUAGUAGCAUCAGUGAGCGAGUCUGGGCUGCAGUCUCAACAUGGGAUAAAGUUCCACUGUAGGUUGCCUGGGGGGCUCCCUGGGCACCCCCACUGCUGUGCCCACCCUUGGGGUGCUGCUCGGUUAGCCACAGAGCCUGGCUCCAGGACCAAAGAUGUGUGGACCAUGACCUCUGUCAGUGACUUGGCUCCCGCAUUGGUGACCCCUUUGUCAGCCCAGGAUGCUGGUGUGCAGGUGGCCCCAGUGGCGGCCUGCAAAGCUGUGGCCACCAGCCCAUCCCUGGGAGCCCCGGUGGCCCCACAUAUGUUCCCAGAGGUAACUCUGGGGUCUGGCCUGGAGGAGGCACCAUCCCCUGUGCGGGAUGUGCGAUGGGAUGCUGAGGGCAUGACGUGGGAGGUGUAUGGCGCUGCAGUGGACCCCGAGGUGCUUGGCGUGGCCAUCCAGAAGCACUUGGAGAUGCAGUUUGAGCAGCUGCAGCGGGCGCCCGCCAGCGAGGACAGCCUGUCUGCAGAGGGCCGCAAGGGGCCACUGCGAGCCGUCAUGCAGUCCCUGCGGCGCCCCAGCUGCUGUGGCUGCUCCGAUGCGGCCCUUGAGUGAGGAGCUGUGGCCCUUGGAGCUGGCCUGGGCUCAAGGACUUGGCUCUAGGCCAUGGACAGACCCACUGGCAGGUGGGCACAUCUCUUACCUGAACGUCGCUGCCUAAAGACCACAGGACUGCAGCCUGGGGCUUCCUGCUCCACUCAGCUGGGCUGUUUUUUAAGGGCUUGAUUCUCCAGAGCCACAUCUCAGUACAUUCCGGGCUCUGAACUUUGGGACGUGGUUUCAGCACUGUGCAUAAGGGAGAUCCUGUGUUUUCCGUAAAAAUACUUGACCUUCUGUUCGCUCUGUC
Molecule: messenger RNA, 1782 nt
Organism: Galeopterus variegatus (Sunda flying lemur)
Lineage: Eukaryota; Metazoa; Chordata; Mammalia; Dermoptera; Cynocephalidae
Gene: GPRIN2
Product: G protein regulated inducer of neurite outgrowth 2
Exons: 2
Coding region: 120-1490 (456 amino acids)
Biological process (GO): neuron projection development
Cellular component (GO): plasma membrane
Source: RefSeq, a predicted model, not a curated record